This is a messenger RNA of Microtus oregoni (creeping vole), 4463 nucleotides long. Its product is annotated as semaphorin-3E-like. Gene Ontology annotation, biological process: neural crest cell migration; negative regulation of axon extension involved in axon guidance; semaphorin-plexin signaling pathway. The record is from RefSeq and is a predicted model, not a curated record. Gene Ontology annotation, molecular function: semaphorin receptor binding; chemorepellent activity. Lineage: Eukaryota; Metazoa; Chordata; Mammalia; Rodentia; Cricetidae. The transcript has 3 exons. The coding region runs from base 1 to 702 and encodes 233 amino acids.
AUGAAAUCUCAGAAUCUCCUGAAUUUUCUUUCCUCCAGGCGGUUCCGCAGGCAGGACGUCCGGCAUGGCAAUGCGGCCCAGCAGUGCUUCGGACAACAGUUUGCUGGAGACGCUUUGGACCGGACAGAAGAGAGGCUGGCUUAUGGUAUCGAGAGUAACAGCACGCUGCUGGAGUGCACCCCACGCUCGCUACAAGCGAAGGUCGUCUGGUUUGUGCAGAAAGGACGUGAGACAAGAAAAGAAGAGGUGAAGACAGACGACAGAGUGGUGAAGAUGGACCUGGGUUUACUCUUCCUCAGAGUGCGCAAAUCCGACACUGGGACCUAUUUUUGCCAGACAGUCGAGCAUGGUUUUGUCCACACUGUGCGUAAAAUCACGCUGGAGGUAGUGGAAGAGCAGAAGGUGGAGGGGAUGUUUCACAAGGACCACGAGGAGGAGAGACAUCAUCCCAAGAUGCCCUGCCCGCCUUUGAGCGGCGUGCCUCAGGGCACAAAACCCUGGUACAAGGAGUUCUUGCAGCUGAUCGGCUACAGCAACUUCCAGAGAGUGGAAGAAUACUGCGAAAAGGUGUGGUGUACAGAUAAGAAGAGGAAAAAGCUUAAAAUGUCUCCCUCCAAGUGGAAGUACGCCAACCCCCAGGAAAAGAGGCUCCGCUCCAAACCGGAGCACUACCGCCUGCCCAGGCACACGCUGGACUCCUGAGGGCACCCUCCGCCGGCUGCCGAGGGACCGAGCAUGGGAAACCUUUAAAGGGAAGAGAAGAGCGACCGCAUGCAAGCCUUUCCAGGACUUCCCAGAGCUUCCUGUAGUACCGAGAGGCGGGAACGCUGUAUUAAGUUAUUCUGCAUACUCAUCUUACUGUACAAACCGCUCACAGUGCUAGGACUCAAAACGAGUGUUUUGCUUUAAAAGCUUCACUUUGUAUUUAUCAACAUCAUGACCGUGGCUGUAAUUUUGAGUUUGAGCUGCUUUUCAGGGAAAUUAUUUCACCAUUGGAAUAUUUAAUAUAAUUAUAAUAUUAAAGAAAAAGUUAUAGAUUUUCAUAAUUAAGACAAAUGUAAAACUAAACCAGCUUUAAUCUUUCUGGGGUUUUCCUUGCCACCAUAAGGUAAAAUACACAGAAUAUCAGAUACUUUAGGAUUUUCCUGUGAACUUUUUUGCUCUGUUCUGAUUUAUUUUUUUAAGCCGUGAGUUUUAAGUAGUUGUGUUGUGAUUGCUAUAAACCAACCGUAAAAGCAACCUGUGACCCGCCGUUCUGUGGCUUGUUCUUUCUAUGAGACAUUCACUAAAUUGUAUUAAAUAUUUCUGUUUUGUAAACAUGACAUAUCCUUUAAAUUUCACUCCAGUUUGGAAAGAAGGAAGAUAAACUCUCAGAAAAAUAUUUUCAAAUGUCAAAACAUGGCAGUCGAGGCUAAUCAAAAGGUUUGUGCUACCCUCUUGUGGUAGAAGCAGGCAUGGUCGCUUCUAGAGCUGUUUUGGUCAUUACCCGGCAGAGAUUUGAAAGAUUUUAUGAGCAGAUACAUCUAGCUCAUUUUCAGAAAACGCAACUAAAAAGAUAAAACCAUAAUACUUAUAUCAUGGUUCAACAUGGAAAUAAUAUGCUUGUUGAUAAUUCAUGACUUCACAAUACAGUGAAGAUAUUAGCAGCAUUUGAGCUUUUAAAACAUAAAAGGCAAGCUUUUUGUCAACCGUUCCCCGAGAUCCGCAAUACUUUGGAAGUGUGCUUUCCUGAAAAGGAAUUAUCAUAGCAUUUUCCUCUCAUUUUCUAUAAACAAAAAUUGCUUCUUAGAUUAGUUUGACUACUGAGACCUUUAGAGAAUUGUAAUCCGUCUUAUAUUACAAAAACUGAUAUUUUCCAGACUGUUUAUAUCUUGAAAUCAUUUCUAAUUGUGUUUUAAAGAUUUAUCAGCUACCUUUCUAAAAUGAGCUUUAUGAGACUUUUGUCUUGAAUAAGAGUAAAGCAAGCACAGAGUUCAUAAAAUCAGUAAAGAACAGCCAUUCAGACCUUGCAUUGAAGUAUUUCUGUUUGCUAUCUCCGUGUGCCAGGCAAUUGAGAAGAUACGGUGCUGCCAACGUCUCACGGCUUUCUCUGUCACUCGAAGAUGAGUAUGACUCACAAAUUACUUACAAAAUACUCCACGGAGGUUCUUCAAGGCUGGAAUCUAUAAAACAUAUAAAUAGAAAGUUUACGUCUUCUGAAAACUCCACAUGUUAUUGGCCCCAGAAUCCACUGGGGGUCAUUGUUGUCCACCAAAAGUAAUUGAAAAAAAAACCAUGCAUUUGAAUCAUUAAAAAAAAAAAAACAACAACUAUAGUUUAGGAACACAAGGAGGCAACAGGGAGAGAGGAAAUUAAAACCAUAAACACAUCUCAUGGUUCCUAAGGAACAUAUAUGUCUGGAAUAUUCCAAGUGAAUAGACAAAUCCAUGUGAGACACUUUGAAAUAAUUCUUUCUCUAAGCAAAUUAAAGAUAAGGAAAAGAGUUUCUCUUAGAUCCAUGUUAAAUAAUAAAGCAAAGCAGCUAUGCACAAGUCUAUUUUAAUCUUAAUGCACUGGUAGGUAAUGCGGAAAAUUAUGACUCUGUGAGCUAAGAAUUCAAACACUUUUUUUUACAAUUUAAUUAUUAAAUUCGCAUGAAGACUAUGUGACUAAACUAAGACGUUAAUCAGAAACUAAAAUUAAAUAAAAUGGCGGAGUUUAUUCUGGGAAAAAAGUUCAAUUCAAAGAUAGUUUUAAAAUAUACUGAUUUAAAUGAAAUUUGAUAAAAUGUUGAGGACUCGAGUCCAAAGUUAAGAACACUAAAUUAUAUAUAAAUAUAUUUAUAUGUACUAUAUUCAUGUAUUACAUAUGCUUCUACGUACCUGUUUAUAGUAGCAGCUUAAGACAACUAGUAACAGAGAGAGAGAGAGAGAGAGAGAGAGAGAGAGAGAGAGAGCGCAGUUCCCAAGGAUGCAGCAGAUGUACCACUCUAUCUUUCUCUCUCCUGACCACCCUUGCUCAUAGACUCACAGGUAGUAUUAAGAUAAAUCACUAACCCCUCCCAAAGUUCAAACCAACAGAAUACAAUUCUGCUGAGUGUGUUUGAAAGUCUAAAGCCUGGCAUAAGCAUCACUACUAGCCUUUUGUUGGCCCAGAGGAUAGAAUUCAAAAAGACUUUGCUUAAGAAAGAAUUCUAUCAAAAGAAGCAAUGACCUACCUCCCUUGAACUCAGGCAGGGUAUCUAGAGGACUCCGCAAAAGGUGGUAAGAGCUCCCCUGGAGUCUCCCAGACAUGACCUUGACAAAGACGUCCUCAAAACACACACAGCUGACCUAGGAUUCUAACCUCCCAUCCUUGUUCCAGAGGGGCCCUUUGUAUGGUCAGUCUCCUGCUUCCCCAGAGCCCAGGGUACCGUAAAGUGAGUUGCCCGCUCCCUCAGCAUAAUGCUAGCUACUCAGCUGCAGAUCCAGACACAUCAAGAAGCCCACACUAAAAAGAGAAGUCAUGACUUUAGGAGCCGUUUCCAUGUCUAAUGUUCUGCAGGGCUAUCUUUCCCCCUUUGCAUUAAAUACUGAAUAUUUCAGAAAAUUGCAACUUUGAGACAAGAAAGAAAAAUAGAAAUAAAUCCUAAUAAAUCCGGAGCAUGGGACUAAAAGUCUACAUUGGUUUUGUGAGUUUCAAUGGACAGAAAAAUAUGGGAUCUAUACUACAUAUUACACUAAGUGUCUUCCUUUCCACAAUUGGCGAAGUCAUGUGGGACGCUUUUACUGAGUACUUAGCAGUUGCCGUGGAUUAUAGGGUUUUGUAAAUCUGCGUGGUAAGUAUGAAUAUUUGUAAAAUUUGUACCAUAUAACAAGUCACUUUGGAUGUUAGUCUUAAUCGUGAGAGAAACAGCAGUUAUUGGCCUUAGAAAUGAUAUUUUUGACCUGUGAAGCAUGUGGGGUACUUAGUGCUAUACAGAUACAUUACAUCCCAUGUAGACAUCACACAUCUGUGAUUUAAAAAAAAAAAAAAAAAAAAAGGAGUCUCAUGUUCCUUUUAUAUGUACUCCUCAUUUUUUUUAGGACAAUAAUUGCUGAUUUAAAUCAGAUAGAAAUGCUAUAUUCUCCACAAAGUCUCUUUUGCUUGUAGUAGCAUUAUGUAAUCUGGGAUUUUGUUACUAUUGUCUUGGGGAGACAGCUCUACACAUUGGCUUUCAUUAUGCAUGAAAUGGCUUAGUUCUGAGCUAGAACACCAUCCUGGAGUGUUUUUGUUUUGGGAUCUCUUGUCUCUUCGGCAGAGUCUACAAAGCAUGUGCCAUAUUGUUUCUUUCCCCUCACGCUGAGCUCUGAGACUCAUCGUCGCCUGGUGACAGGCUGCCAGGGACCAGUGACUGUGUGUUGCCCUGAAUGUCACAUAGAUCCACCACCCUACACUUCACAAAGUCUGUACUAUUGAGUGGAAUUUCUAUUUGGUUCAGCUUAGAUGAAAAAAGAAAUAAAUAU